ACGCUCACACACACACACAGUCAGUCAGUCAGUCAGCGCGCAUUGGCACAGAAAUAUGUUCCCGAGAAGAGCCGCUGCUGCGCUCCGACACUCCGACACAACAAUUCCACUACGACUCAUUUCAAUUUAAAAUCACACACCAUCAUAGCCGGAGUCUUCAACUAGUCCCCCUCUCUCUAUCUCUCUGUGUGUCUAUCUCUCCUCAUUCUGUGUUCCUUUUUUUUCUGCGCUGGAUCUUUCGUGUCAGAAGAUGUGCGUGGAGAGCGAUGGAUGCGAGAUCGAAGGCUGCAGCAGUUCGGACGAGGUGCGCACGCUGUCGGGCAGCAUGAGCCCCGGACUGAAAUCGAACCCGGACCUUCACCCGUGCAAACCCGGCCACAAAUUCCGCGCGGCGCUGCUCAGAUGCCGCUCACCGACUGCCGCCGCCGUGAUCCUCAGCUUUGGGAACAUCCUCAAUUACCUGGACAGAUACACUGUAGUCGGUGUCCUGCUCGACAUUCAGCGGCACUACGACGUGUCAGACAGUGGGAUGGGCUUGUUGCAAACAGUUUUCAUCUGCAGCUUCAUGGUAGCAGCUCCCAUCUUUGGUUACCUGGGCGACCGCUUCAACAGAAAGGUCAUCCUGAGCUGUGGCAUUUUCUUCUGGUCCAUUGUGACAUUGUUGAGCUCCUUCAUCAGUAAAGAGUACUACUGGCUGUUUGUGCUCUCCAGGGGACUGGUGGGCAUCGGCGAGUCCAGCUACUCAUCCAUCUCUCCCACCAUCAUCGGAGACCUGUUCACGAAUAACAGCCGCACCAUGAUGCUGUCUGUCUUCUACCUGGCCAUCCCUCUAGGAAGUGGGUUGGGUUACAUCCUGGGAUCCAGUGCCAAGGUAGCUGCAGGAGACUGGCAUUGGUCACUGAGGGUAUCCCCACUAUUAGGGAUCACGGCAGGAACUUUGAUCCUGCUCUUCGUGCCUGAGCCGAAGCGAGGCAGUGCUGAUCAGAUGGGAGGACGCAUCAAGCACCGCACCUCCUGGCUCUGUGACAUGAAGGCACUUGCCAAGAAUCGGAGCUAUGUGUUCUCCUCCUUGGCAUCAUCAGCGGUGUCCUUUGCCACAGGUGCGUUUGGCAUGUGGAUCCCUGUAUACCUGGCUCGAGCCCAGGUGGUGCAGAAGACGGCCGAGCCGUGCACAAAAGAGAUCUGCAGUAGCACGGACAGUCUCAUCUUUGGGGCGAUCACCUGUGUGACCGGGCUGUUAGGUGUGGUGAUCGGGGCGGCUACCACGCGCCUGUGUCGCCAGAAGACUGAACGAGCCGACCCGCUGGUGUGUGCGGUCAGCAUGCUGGGCUCAGCCAUUUUCAUCUGCCUCAUCUUUGUGGUGGCUAAGAAGAGCAUCGAAGGAGCUUACGUUUGCAUCUUUAUAGGAGAGACGCUGCUUUUCCUCAACUGGGCAAUAACGGCAGAUAUUUUAAUGUUUGUUGUUAUUCCCACACGGAGAGCGACAGCCGUCGCCUUUCAGAGUUUCACCUCACAUCUCCUGGGUGACGCAGGGAGCCCGUACCUGAUAGGCCUGAUCUCCGACGGCCUCCAGCAGAGAUAUGCAACGUCAGCACUGUGGCAGUUCCUCAGUUUGGGUUAUGCCCUCAUGCUCUGCCCCUUUAUCAUCGUCCUGGGGGGCAUGUUUUUCCUGGCCACUGCCCUGUUUUUCCUGGACGACAGAGAGAAGGCCGAGAAACAGUUAAGCCAGCUGACACGACCACCGUCCUCAGUCAAGGUAUGACCAGGUGACAGCCACAUGAGCAGCCGCCAUCUGAAGGAGCAACUAAACAAACUUAAUGAGCACGACGGAGACAGUGGAGAUAAAUAAUUAAAAAAAACAAGUGAGGGCAGCUGAUCCACCUCUUUAAAACAACAACAGUGAUGUCACCUUCCCUGUUAUCCCCACCACACUCAUCAUCAUCAUCAUCAUCAUCCUGACUCCUGCUGCUCUUCCUUUCUACACAUAGAGCUGUACAGAGGGGGGCGUCUUGCCCCUUCUGGACCCGCCUCUAAAUCACAGGAGACACUUGACCAACAGUUGGUUGCUCCUUCUCACUUUCUGUCUGUGAAGAUCCAUGGAACCUUCUUGGGGGAAGGUUGGGUGGGGGAAAAAAAAAAAAGAUCCCCUUCGACUCCUGUCCUGAUGCCAUACUACUGAAUGCUGAUCAUGAACCUGCCUUGUCUGCCUGCCUGUCUGUCUCUCUGUCUGUCUGUCGGUAUGUCUGUCUGUUACAUGGGCUGUUGAUCUGCACCAAGUGCCGUAGUGUCAUUACAUUCCUUCAGACUUUGCACUGACCACCAACGACCCUCAUGACUUCAUCGCUGUUUACGUUUACAUGCACAAUGUAGUUCAGCUUUUUACAUCUAAAUUAGUAAUUAAGUUUUUUAAUGGAUCAUAACAUUUGUUCUGCUGAGGUUUUAAAACUUUAAGUACCUAAAAUUCACAUUAUGGGGCAAGUUCUUAAUGUGUGCUGCAGAAUUAAGAAUUCUCAUUUACCCUGUACAGCUUUAUUUGUUCAGUAUUAACAAUAUGAACUUCACGCGCAAAUGCAGGGUUUACAUGACAAAUCAGUAUUUUAUCCAGCAAACUGUCACUGUGCAUGUAAAUGUAGCCAUCAAUCAAGAGCCAAAAAAAGUGUUACUGUCUAAAGGUCAGUCAAUCAGCCUUAAAAAAAAUUGGAGCUAUCACAUCAACAGCCGUUUCCUUUGACCCUCGUACGUGUUUUCAGAUUUAUCUUUUAGCACUUAAACUUUGUGUAGACGGUGCCAGAGAACAUGACAGAGAUCAGAUAUUUCUGCACAUUUUUUUAAUUUUGUAUUUUCUUCUUUUCUGUUUAAUGAAACUGGAAGCUAUUGUUUAUGAUUGUUUCGGACGGAGGACGAAGCAAUCUAUUUAAAUCAGACACUGGAUUAUAUAUUUUAUCAUUUAUAAUGUAUGCUGUAUGUUUGUUUGUUUGUUUUUUUCAAAAGUACACAGAAUGCUACUCUUGUGGCUUUUAAAGGAGUAAUACCUGUGUACAUAAGAAGCUAUGGGUUUGUUUGGUUUUUUUGCAAACCAACCAUUUUUAUCCACACUGCCUUAUCAGUGAGCUGGGUUUCCCUUGGAAGGGGGGUCACUCACUGAUGGUUGGUUUUGAAUUUCUGGACACAACACCCUCACAGAGACAGAGUCACUUUAAAUAGUGGAUUCCAGUCCAGUCAGCGCUGGUUACAAUAACAGGCAUUGUGAAAAGAAAUCUUCCCUCCUCGCGAUUGUACAUAUCCCAUUGCACGAUGAGUAGAAAAGAAAUCUUUGUCAAGCGCUUGGGUACCAGUCAUUGGUUUAUUAGCGAUGGAAAUCGCAAUCCCAGACAGGAACAGGAAAUCCCUUAGCCCCAGGUUUGACUGAAGGCGGCCUCUUAUCACUGAUAAUGGAUAAGUAAGGAAUCCCCUCUUUGAAAGCAGACCACCAUGUCCUCAGAUGUCACUGCGGGAGCUGAGUCCCCACUAAUUACUGCACCAGGAAUUGACGUAGAGAAAUAAAUGGACACAGUUGACAGAAAAUUUGGAUUUGAUUUUAUUACUCUAUGCAUUAAUAACAUGAUAUUACAUGUAAAUAUUAUGCAAAUUAAAUAAGAUCCAAGGACAGGGUUUCUGAUAGUUUCCUGCUCAUUUUAAGCAGUAGGUAGCUCUAUUGGAAACUACUUUGAUGGAUCUUUUUUUUUUUAAGUGUACUACGUGGUGGAUACAAUUUUACUGAAGUCAAAGGUGUUGAAAGUUGUGUAUAAAGGGAAAAAAAGCAGACUUUAAGAAAACACACUAGGAGUAGGAGGAGGAGGUGGAGAGGGAUAGGCUGACCUCAGCAGAGGAAUAAAGACAGACAUCGGGGUGUUUCUUGUAGCAUUGAUGUGCGAGCAUGACUCACUGGCUGUGAGUGGGGUGCUGUGUGGGCUGUGUCCUUGUUGCCAGAGCAUUAGCUUUAGUUUCUCUCCAACUGUGUGGAGCUUUCUGAAUGUGAUUGUGUCCAAGGUGAUGUGUUUACACACCUACAUCCUCUUAAUGAACUAAGCUUCUUACCUUCCUUUUAUUGUUUUUACUUUUUCUGUUUUUUUAAUGUUACCAAAUGAGUUUUUGUAAUAACUACAACCGAUAUAUAUAUAUAUAUAUAUAGCUAUAUCAUGCAGCAACUUUUAAUAUAUUGUAAAUGAUGGCUUGGAUGCAAUGUAUUUAUUUGUUACAUAAUGAAGAAUAAUCUUUAAAGGGAAGUUUUAAGGUUUGAGUAUACUACACUUUGUUGUACAUCCUUGGGUUUAGAAUGUUUAGAAGUGUUUGUUCAUCCUUUUGUAUCACGAUGAACCAACACAAUACCUUUCUACAGUCACAUCCUGUUUACUGUGAUCAUAAAUUGGACAUACGUCACACCUAUUUCUCACAUAGAACUGCAACGUGAUGUUUUUAAGAUAACAUAAUGAGUGUCAUUGUUAGGCUGCGAUAAGUGGCAUUCACUUUUGAAGCUCUUGUAUUUUUCUUUUCUUUUCUUUUUUGAAGAAGAACUGAGUGAAUCAUUUUGCACACUUCACAUUCAGGGAUUUAUUUGAACCAUAGGCUAGCAUCAAACUUCAAAGCCUCGACCACAGAGGUUUGUCACAUCAUGCUUAACAUCAGAAGAAAUGUUGGCUCUGGUCAGAUGGGUCACGAAUUGUGUUUCACUUUGCCAAAUUUAUUUGAUUUAGCAUCAAUCCUGUAGGAAUUUAAGUCCAUUGUAUUGAUUAAUUCUAUGUUAAUAAUCACUGACGUGAUGUUGAGAGUAUAUGCUAUUUCUUGUUAUACAAGAAUUGUUGUAUAAAUAAACCUAUUUCUGAUGUUGAACAGAAAACAGAGGUUAUUUUUAUUUUUUAGAGCAAGUCAGUACAAGAGAUGUGUCAGAGAAAUCAAAGGAUAUUAUUCUAGAACUGAACUGUGAUGCUCCCUCUGGGGGGGUGGAUAGAAAAUGCACAUGUCUGUAAAUCAAAUAAACAUAUUUAAUCACUUCAUACCA
Messenger RNA from Solea senegalensis (Senegalese sole), 5038 nucleotides. RefSeq names its product spinster homolog 2 (Drosophila) (gene spns2). Bases 251 to 1762 code for a protein of 503 amino acids. Gene Ontology annotation, cellular component: membrane. The transcript is spliced from 13 exons. Lineage: Eukaryota; Metazoa; Chordata; Actinopteri; Pleuronectiformes; Soleidae. Gene Ontology annotation, molecular function: sphingolipid intramembrane carrier activity; transmembrane transporter activity. Gene Ontology annotation, biological process: transmembrane transport; lipid transport; sphingosine-1-phosphate receptor signaling pathway. The record is from RefSeq and is a predicted model, not a curated record.